AUGUACUCCAAGGUCGCCCUGAUCGCCUGCCUAUUCGGCAUUGCCCGUGCCAGUGGUAACGCUGCACUUGGAGUUCCUGGCACUGGCUUGGCAGGACUUGGCUACGCCGGUGGCAACGCUCUCGGCGCGAAUCUGGGCCAUGGUAAUCUGGGCGGCAACGGCCUAGUAUCAGAAUACAAGUACAGCAUCUCUCAUCCUCCCACCGCAAAUGCCCAUGGCAUCAACGGAUACAACGCGGGUCUUGGCUAUGGAGCUGGUUUUGGCGGACUUGGCUAUGGAGCAGGACUUGGCCAUGCAGGAGGCCUUGGCUACAGCAACGGACUUGGCCAUGCAGCAGGCCUUGGCUACAGCAACAGACUUGGCUAUGGCGCUGGUUUAGCCCAUGGAGCUGGUCUGGGCUACGGAAAUAGUCUUGAAUAUGGCAACGGAUUGGGCUACAGCAACGGCCUUGGUUACGGCGCUGGGCUAGGCCACGGUGCUGGCUAUGGCGCUGGUCUUGGCUACGCCGGUCGCAACUCAGCUCUCGGCCACGGCAACCUUGGCCGCAACGGCGCUGUAGUAUCAGAGUACCAGGUUAGCGUCACUCAUCCUCCCACCGUGAAUGCCCAUGGCGCCAAUGGCGCGUAUGGCGCCGGUGCUUACGGCGCAGGUGCCUAUGGCGCUCGUGCUCACGGCGCCGGUGCCUAUGGCGCUGGAGCUUACGGCGCUGGAGCUUACGGCGCUGGUGCCUAUGGCGCUGGUGCCUAUAGCGCUGGUGCCUACGGCAAUCCUGCCUACAAUCAGGGAUCCUACAAAAUCGACGCUUACGGUGCCAACUACGCUAACGCCGGUUGGUAA
Molecule: messenger RNA, 837 nt
Organism: Cydia amplana
Lineage: Eukaryota; Metazoa; Arthropoda; Insecta; Lepidoptera; Tortricidae
Exons: 2
Coding region: 1-837 (278 amino acids)
Source: RefSeq, a predicted model, not a curated record